Molecule: messenger RNA, 549 nt
Organism: Solanum lycopersicum (tomato)
Lineage: Eukaryota; Viridiplantae; Streptophyta; Magnoliopsida; Solanales; Solanaceae
Source: RefSeq, a predicted model, not a curated record
AUGGCGGCCACAGAUACAGAGAAGGAUGAGCUGUCUUCCAAUCAGCUCAAUGAUGUUGCACAGUAUGACACUUACCUUGUAUCUAACGGCAGGGAUGAGAUGAGUAGGUUUCUCAUAGGAAUCACAGGAGAUCUAGAGGAGCAGUGUCGGGCUGCGAUACUCCACGAUAACAUGGACCUCUCCAGGUUGAUGGUGCAUGUUCACCAGGUAGAGGAUAGAGGAAAGAAGAGGGGUGACCGUGAUGUUAGGAGUCCUAAGCCUUCUAAUAAAGCAGCACCUAGAGGAGGCACACUCGAGACCAAGAAGGGAAAUAGAGGGUAUGUGCAGCAUCCCAUAGAGGACUGUGCCAAGUGUGGCCGUGCUCACAGUGGAGAGUACAGGCAGGGAACUAAUGCCUGGUUCGGUUGCGGAAGGAAUGGGCACAUGGUCAAGGACUGGUCAAAGAACAUAGGUCAGGAUGGAGGUAAUGCUCAGCCUAGGCCUAAUCCACAGGGUGCAGCACCAGCCGAACCUCCUAAGAGGAACAAAUUCUAUGCCUUGAAAGGCUGA